GCGCAUAGAGGAAAAGGAAGUGGAGGAAGCAUUGCGCGUUUUACCCAUCGUACUUUUCUUUUCUUACGAGCCUCCUUCAGGGAACAGCUGCUUCAGGCCACUCUGGUUAUUUUUCUGUUACAUCCUGUUUUCCCAAAAUGCCUCGCAUUGAGAACGACAUCAAGCUGGACUUCAAGGAUGUGCUUCUUCGACCAAAGAGGAGCACGCUCAAGUCCAGGAGUGAGGUGGACCUGAUGAGGAGCUUCACCUUCAGGAACUCAAAGGGCAGCUAUAGAGGCAUUCCCAUCAUUGCUGCCAACAUGGACACUGUGGGGACCUUUGAGAUGGCUCUGGCUCUGCACCAGUUUACUCUCUUCACUGCAGUCCACAAACAUUACUCCAUAGAUGAUUGGUUGGAGUUUGCAACAAAGCAUCCUGAAUGCCUGGAGAGUGUAGCCGUCAGCACGGGGACCGGAAACGGAGACUUUGAGAAGCUAUCAGCUGUCCUGGAGACGGUGCCGCAGCUCAAGUACGUCUGCGUCGACGUGGCCAACGGCUACUCCGAACACUUUGUUCACUUUGUCAAAGACGUGCGGCAGAAGUUUCCGUCCCACACUAUAAUGGCAGGAAACGUGGUGACAGGAGAAAUGGUGGAAGAGCUGAUCCUCGCUGGUGCUGACAUCAUCAAAGUGGGCAUCGGACCAGGCUCUGUGUGCACGACCCGCAAGAAGACUGGGGUUGGUUACCCUCAGCUCAGCGCUGUCAUCGAGUGUGCGGACGCAGCCCACGGCUUGGGCGGCCACAUUAUCUCUGAUGGGGGAUGUACCUGUCCAGGAGACGUCUCAAAAGCAUUUGGUGCCGGAGCGGACUUUGUGAUGCUGGGUGGGAUGCUGGCCGGCCACUCGGAGAGCAGCGGGGAGGUCAUCGAGAAAAACGGGACAAAGUACAAGCUGUUUUAUGGAAUGAGCUCCGACACGGCGAUGAAAAAGCAUGCAGGAGGCGUAGCUGAAUACAGAGCAUCCGAGGGGAAGACGGUGGAAGUUCUCUACAAAGGCCCGGUGAGCGAAACGAUACGAGACAUCCUGGGGGGGGUCCGCUCCACCUGCACCUACGUCGGCGCAGGGAAGCUGAAGGAGCUGAGCCGCAGGACGACUUUCAUCAGAGUCACCCAGCAGCUCAACACCGUCUUUGGCAACGACAGUUGAGCAUCUGCUACUUCCUGCCUCCCACGCACUGAGAUUACAUGAUUGAUAUAUUUACUUAAAAUACUCCGUUUUAUUCCUGCGUUUAGUUCAGGUUCACAGUAUUUCUCACAAACACAUUCCUUUUAGACCUAAUAAAAAUCCAGAAAGUGUUCCAGGAUCACGGUUUUAAUCCGAGUUAGAGCUUUAAUCGUCUGCUGUUUGAUCGUUCCAAAGGUGUUGCUUUUAUUUAUGCAAGUUUGACUCGG
Molecule: messenger RNA, 1429 nt
Organism: Nematolebias whitei (Rio pearlfish)
Lineage: Eukaryota; Metazoa; Chordata; Actinopteri; Cyprinodontiformes; Rivulidae
Gene: gmpr2
Product: guanosine monophosphate reductase 2
Exons: 10
Coding region: 138-1184 (348 amino acids)
Biological process (GO): nucleotide metabolic process
Cellular component (GO): GMP reductase complex
Molecular function (GO): GMP reductase activity
Source: RefSeq, a predicted model, not a curated record